Messenger RNA from Drosophila elegans, 4516 nucleotides. Its product is annotated as RNA-binding protein 208. Gene Ontology annotation, molecular function: RNA binding. The record is from RefSeq and is a predicted model, not a curated record. Lineage: Eukaryota; Metazoa; Arthropoda; Insecta; Diptera; Drosophilidae.
CUUCGCCUUCAGUUUGAAUUGUGUCCUCGUUAAGAAAGGAUAUUCGUUACAUUGUUGUUAAGUUGUUAUUAUAAUUUCUCAAACAAACCAACCAACCAACCAAAGCAAUCCAAAGGCAAACCGAAAGCCAACUGCUCGCUAAAGAGAAUUCAAAAUAAAAACCGAAUUAAGCAAAAAAAAAAAACCAAGGGAAUCCACUUGCCACGAGUGCUAGGGAUUCUGCCUGGGAACAUAAUUCAAAAACCAAAUGAACUUUUUGAAUACAAAUUUCAUUGGUCUGUGAUAAGUGAUGGUCAAGAAGCUAAGAGGAAAUUUUGUAUGUAAAGCUUAAAAACUAAAACCAACCACAAACAACACGAAGCGGAACAAACGUCAAGGAAAACCACAAAAAAGGCAGCAUUUUCCAAAUUAGCAAAAUUGUAGAAAUUAUUUAAUGCAUCAAAACGUUUGACCAAACAACAAGCAGCAGCACCACCAGGAGCAGCAACAGCAACAACAGUGCGGUUUCACACAAAAGGCGGCCAUUAAAAAACCAAAAAACCUAGCCAAAUUAUAACACAAAUUUAUUUAUAUCAUCAACUGCAAGGCGGCAGGCACUUCAUUAAGCAUCAAAGCGAGCUGCGUGCAACCGCAAAACGUGCAAAUUCCACACCGCAACAGUAGCAGCAGCAGCACCACCACUUAACCAUUACCCCACUGCAUCACCAGCCGUAAAAUGUUGGCCAUGCCCACGCUGAUGAUGCCAGCCACCGCCCAGAUGACGCUCAGCGCCGCCCAUGGAAAGCCCUACGAGACAAAGCUGCUGGCCAUCCACCAGACGCACCUGCAGCAGCAACAGCAGCAGCAGACAGGCCCCCGCCCCCCGCAGCAGCAGCAGCAGCCGCAGCAGCAGGUGCCGCAGCAGGCCGGCAAUGGCAAGCAGCAGCAGCAGCAGCAGAUGACCAUUGUCACCACGCAGCAGCAGCAGCAUCCGCAGUCGCAGUCGCCGCAUCAGCAUCAGCAUCAGCAGCAGUCGCAGCAACAGGCCGCCGCAGCAGCCGCCGCUGCAGCCGCAGCAGCUCACCACCAGCAGCAGCAGGCGGUGGCCGCCGCCGUCUGUGCCGCCCAACAACAAGCGGUGGUGGUGCAGCAGCAGCAGCAGCAGCAGUACCAGAUCCACUCGCAGCAGCAGUCGCCGCAGCAGCAGGUGCUCUGCAUCUCGCCCAAGCAGGAACAAUUCCACAUCUUUGUCGGCGACUUGAGCUCAGAAAUUGAAACUCAGCAAUUGCGCGAAGCAUUCACACCAUUCGGCGAAAUCUCCGACUGUCGCGUGGUGCGCGAUCCACAAACCUUGAAGUCGAAGGGCUAUGGGUUUGUGUCCUUCAUCAAGAAAUCGGAAGCCGAGAGCGCCAUUACGGCCAUGAAUGGCCAGUGGCUUGGCUCCCGUUCAAUUCGCACGAAUUGGGCCACACGGAAACCGCCGGCGAGUAAAGAGAACAUCAAGCCGUUGACCUUCGACGAGGUCUACAAUCAAAGCAGUCCCUCCAAUUGCACCGUUUACGUGGGCGGCGUCAACAGCGCCCUCACCGCCCUCAGCGAGGAGGUCCUGCAGAAGACGUUCGCCCCCUUCGGCGCGAUACAGGAGAUCCGUGUCUUCAAGGACAAGGGAUACGCCUUCGUGCGCUUCUCCACCAAGGAGGCGGCCACCCACGCCAUUGUGGGCGUGCACAACACCGAGAUCAACGCGCAGCCCGUGAAGUGCUCGUGGGGCAAGGAGAGUGGUGACCCCAACAACGCGCAGACCAUCGCCACCCAGGCGCUGAACAGUGCCGCCGCCGCUGCCGCCGGUUUCCCUUAUGGAGUGGGUGCGGCUGCCGCCGCCGCCGCCUACGGACAGCAGCUGGCCGCCACGGGCUGCUGGUACUCGCCCACGCCUACCUAUCCAGCCUCCUCGGCCACCGCUGCGGCGGUAACUCCGGCGGCGGCCAGUGCAGCCGCCGUGCAGAACCAGUUCCUGCAGGGCAUCCAGGGCUACCACUUCGGCCAGUACGGCGGCUAUCAGCAGGGAUACAUGGGGAUGGGAGUGCAGAUUCCGGCCACCUGGCAAGGCGUCACUCAGGCGCAGAUCUCACCUGCCCAGCAGCUGGCAACGGGCGUGGCCGGCACCGCCAUUCCGCAGGCCGCCGGCGUGGUGGCCUAUCCGAUUCAGCAGUUCCAAGUGAGCCCACAGGUUUAUCCUUUACUCUUGCAGGCACAGUAAACGCAAAAAGCCAAAAACCAGAAAAUCCAAAACCAAAAUUUUUAAGUACAGCUGCAAUUUUCUGAACAGAAACAAAACCAAACUGAGCUGUAAAUAAAAUGCGAAGCGCAGAACACACAAAUUGCAAACAAAUUGAUGGCAACUUGAAGUUUGGCGAUUUUAGCGAGCCGCACCCCAGAAACAAGAGCAAGCGCUAGCGAAUGCAAAAUCCAAAAUCCCACACCCACAUAAAUAUAUAUCUAUAUAUAUAUAUACAUAUAUAUAUAUAUGAUUAACUAGAGCAUAAAUAUCUGUCAACGCCCGUUAAGUAAGCAUCAUCGGUGGAAGCAAACAAUUAUUAUGUAUAUGCAAAAAGCAAGGAAAGCAAACGUAUUUUUAACCCUAGUUGCUUACACCACACUCACACACCCACACACACAAAACUCACACACCAUAUAUUUUAAUGCUUUAUGUAAAUGUGUUGAAGCACGCGGCGUAUAAAAAUAAUAAUGACAAUUAUUAAUUAAAGAAGGCAACAGCAACAGGAGAGCGUGAAUAAAAAAAGGGGAAUAUAAAUUGGACUAGGGAAAACGUAAAUCGAGUGGGUUGUAGCAGCCUAAAUCAAACACAGUCGCGGCAUUAAAUUAAAAUAAACAUAAUUAAAAAUGCGUUAAAAUUAAUUAAGCGCACACGGACAGGCACACAUGUGUGCAAGUAAAUACAUGUGUAUGUAUGUGUGUGUGUGUGUGUGUGUGUGUGUGCAAACUGCCCUUAACCCCACACAAAAUCAUCCUUUUCACAGCAGGACCCGCAUCACUUUGUAUUGCCAACUUUUGUGCGCGGUUUGGUUUUAGCUCGGCACACACACACACACACACAUACACACCUUCCAACAGUACUUUCACUGGGCAAGUGAAAGUAGAUUUUAAACGUAUUUUUUAAUUAAUUUAACAUUUACUCUUUUCAAAGUUGUGUGUAAAAGUUAAAUGGUUUAAAAAAAUAUGUAAAAUCUACUUUCACGCACCCAAACACACACUUAGCACUAGUGCCUAUAACUAUGAUAGAUGAUACUGCUUAGAAACAACUGCCAGUUAUCGGGCCAAGUGCAGUUAAUUGGCCAACUAGCUCGUCAUGUCCUGCUAUCAUCAUUUCCUAUAUAGAAUGCAACUGAAAGUUCACGCGCUCACACCGAUUUGUGAUCGAUCAGCAAUCGAAAGACAGGUUCCUACACACGCACACUCACACGGUCUUCUCACCAGCACUCGCAAUUCGAAGUAUCUGAACAUAUAGUAAUCGUAUCGUAUAAAAGUCCAGGAAAAUCCAGCCAGCCAACUAGCCAGCCCAUUGUUUGCCUGAAAUCCGAAUAUUCUUGUUUCAUUAAGACCUAAGUUUCACGCUUUACUUUCAACAAGCGCUUCACGAGAGCCAUAUGUACAAAGCAGCCGCAAAAAUGUUUCAAACUCCCUCCAAACAACUUAUUCUAAAAAAAAACAAAACACGCCAGUAUUAACCCAUGUUUGUACUUGUUACGUUUAUGGUUUUAUUUCAGUUGCCAGAAGAGGAAUGGUUAGCUGCAAAUUUGUUGUGUUAGUUCUCUGUUGUUUAGGCCAAACGAAAGCGAUAAGGAAACCCAAACCAAACCAAACCAAACCAAACCAAAUCAAUAUGAAACCGAACCGAUAACAAAACAGAAUAGCCAAGUAGCUACAAAUAUAUAUAUGGUAUGAAUACCAGCAAUAUAUAAAAAGCGAAAGACAGAGACACAUAGAGAGAGAGAGCAGGAGAACACAAGUAAAAUAUAUUGAAAACAAUCAAAGUAUGCCAUCGAAUGAUAUUAAUUGAUAUUAGCUAAUCGAGCAUAGCCGUAAUAAAGUAGAUAUUAUCGCCUAAUCAUAUAAGCCAAUAAAAACACUUGCAGCCCAAAAAGACAGUCACUCACAGGACACGAUACCCAAAAGGCAAGCAUUAAUCAACUUAUAGACAACACCAAAAAUACUCACUCACACACUCACUCACUGAAAAGCAUACAAUAGGCAAAUGGUACAUACAACUAAAAGUGUAGAGAAUAUAAAUGUAAAGUGGUAAGGCCUAGACUUAUAGUUGGUUGAUAGGUAUAGAGUAUACAGCAUAUGCAUUAAACCAACAUGCUUAUAUAACAUAUAGCAGAUAUAGAGACACACACACACACAACCCACUCACACACAUGGUGUUUACAAAUAGAGGAGAAAAACUAAAUGCGAGCAACGUAUGCUAAACGAUAUUUAUUGUAUAUUGUGUUGUAUGCGUUGGAUGAUAAAU